GGCUCAGGCUGAAUCGAGGAAGUCAGCAAGAAGUUUGCAGCUUCCUCUCUCCUCGUCCACAAGCUUGCUUUGAGAUCUGCACUGGAACUAAGCGAUGAUGGAGGAAAGAAAGCCAACCACGUCCUAACUUUUCCAAGACAGGCUAUAUCGACGUUUGCACAGAAUUCAAAGCUAUUUCCCCUGCUUCUGGACUUCCGAGGGGAAAAGAGGGCGAAAGAUCAAGACUGGGCUGGAGGAGUUGAAAUGGUAACAGGCCUGGUCUUCUGCCUCCGUCUCUGUCUCCAGGUGCUAGCCCUUCCCAUAUACGUGCUCUCGUACUUGGGCGUAUGGCAGCCCUACUGCAAGAAGAUCUUCCCUUCCUUCAUGGAGAAGUUUACAGCCAGUUACAACAAGAAGAUGUCAAGGCAGAAACAAGAGCUGUUCCGCAACUUGUUGGAGUUUGCAGGCCCCUCGGGGCAGCUGCGACUGCUGGAGAUAGGAACCGGCACGGGCUCCAACUUCCAGUUCUUUCCGGCCAACUGCAGGGUCACCUGUACAGACCCCAACCCCCACUUUCAACGGAGUCUAGCCAAAAGCAUGGCCCAGAACCAGCACCUUCAGUUUGACAGCUUCUUGGUGACCCCAGCAGAGAAUCUGCACGAGGUGGCCAAUUCUUCCGUCGAUGUUGUUGUUUCCACUUUGGUCCUCUGCUCCGUUCGGGACAUGCAAAGUGUUCUGAGCGAAGUCUGCAGAGUCCUCAAGCCGGGUGGAGCAUUUUAUUUCUUGGAACAUGUGGCUGCAGACCAUUCAAGCUGGUGCUACUUUUGGCAGCGAGUUCUCUUCCCAACAUGGAAACUUCUCUUUGACGGAUGCUGCUUAACAAGAGAGAUCUGGAGUGAUCUUGACAAAGCAAAUUUCUCAGAUGUAAAGCUGCAACAUAUAUACGUCCCCUUACACUGGACACCGAUUCAGCCACAUAUCAUUGGUUAUGCUGUAAAGUAAUUCUCAAUGCACCAGUGCAAUCCUAUCAGAUGAAUGUUUACUGAAAAAUAUGUUCCACUGAGUUCAGCUCCUGUGUCGGACUGCAAUACAGUAGUAUGCUCAAUUACUUGGGAGAAAGCUCCACUGAACUCAGGGAAUUUUUAUUUCUGAGUAAACAUGCUAAGGAUUCUCCUUUUAUAUACACAUUUCAAAGGAAGUUUCCUUCUCUGAAAGGAAUUCAGUUUUACUUUCCAAAGUGCAGAGCAGGCUGAGAAAAUCUUAGAAUAUAUUGAACUACAGCUUGUUUAAAUCAAUUAACUGCAAAUUAAAGCACCACUAAGACACCGUUUUAAAGUUCUCUGCAUGCUUCUUCUCCUCCCC
Molecule: messenger RNA, 1341 nt
Organism: Lacerta agilis (Sand lizard)
Lineage: Eukaryota; Metazoa; Chordata; Lepidosauria; Squamata; Lacertidae
Product: methyltransferase-like protein 7A
Exons: 2
Coding region: 244-981 (245 amino acids)
Molecular function (GO): S-adenosylmethionine-dependent methyltransferase activity
Source: RefSeq, a predicted model, not a curated record